CAUAAAAUGCACCUACGAAAAUGAUCAAGAUGAGAAGAAAAGAGCAACACUGACAGUUGGGAGUUGGCAGUGGCAGCUCAGGAGGGUACACCUCUUAACAUCUAUGGACCUCAUAACUAAAGGUCGCUUUACUCCUCAACAGCUUACCAACCAAAACAACCAGAAGGGGAUGGCAAGCCCGCACCACAUCGCGAUGGAGCUCGUCGGUCCCAAGGCCGGCGGAUCCUCCUCCGCCGUCGCCGUCCACCACAUGUUCGUCGUCGUCGUCGACGGCGUUGAGUCGGACAUCCACGAGGGCACGCUACACGGCAGUCCCGGCAAGGUCACCGUCACCAGCCCCGGGAACCUCUCCGCCGACGGCCUCCGUAGCGUCGUCGUGCGCGGCGGGGGAGGGGGCGCCGUCGUGUUCACCCUGUGCGGCGACGCGGCAGCCGAGGGCGUGGAGUCCGCGUCCUUCGUCCAGUGCGGCGCGACGCGCGUCGACGGCGCGCGGGAGGUGUCGGUCUCGCGGUGCCGGUCCCUGGAAGCGGAGCAGGCCGGCAAGGUGACGGUCGAGAGGUGCCGGGAGGCGCGGCUCCGAGGCGGCGGGCUCCUCCGCGCGACCCGCUGCAGGCGGGCGGACGUUGAGAGCUUCGGCGAGGUCCGCCUGGCGCGCUGCAAGGGGGUGCGCGCCGACUGGUGCGGCAGCCUGGAGGUGCAGAUGUGCAGGGCGGUCGACGCCAGCCGGUGCGGUGCCGUGAGCGGCGACCGCUGCCGCCGCGUCAACGUCGCCGGGUGCGGCAGCGUCGCCGUGACCCACGCCGUGGUCAAGACGGUGGAGGAAGAGCAGCUGCAGUCGCAGCAAACCGUGUCUCCGCAGUCCAGUGAGUAAGCACCAGAUCAGCAGCGGCAGUGAAUUCGAAAUUGCUUGUAAUUCCUUGUUGUCUGUACGAAAUUGCGGAAGUUUCUGGAACUAAGAGAUCGCUACUCGACGGAUCGCGUUUAAAUGUAUGAUGAAUACGCCAUGUUUCAUUGCUUCUA
Hordeum vulgare subsp. vulgare (domesticated barley) is the source of this 1020-nucleotide messenger RNA. RefSeq lists its product as uncharacterized. The transcript has a single exon. The record is from RefSeq and is a predicted model, not a curated record. NCBI's taxonomy places the organism in Eukaryota, Viridiplantae, Streptophyta, Magnoliopsida, Poales, Poaceae. Bases 104 to 871 code for a protein of 255 amino acids.